Pteronotus mesoamericanus is the source of this 2744-nucleotide messenger RNA. Its product is annotated as transportin-2-like. NCBI's taxonomy places the organism in Eukaryota, Metazoa, Chordata, Mammalia, Chiroptera, Mormoopidae. Gene Ontology annotation, biological process: protein import into nucleus. Gene Ontology annotation, cellular component: cytoplasm; nucleus. The record is from RefSeq and is a predicted model, not a curated record. Gene Ontology annotation, molecular function: nuclear import signal receptor activity; small GTPase binding.
AUGCCAGUCCUAAGCAGUAUGAGGCCCCCGACAAGGACUUCAUGAUCAUGGCGCUAGAUCUGCUCAGUGGCUUGGCUGAGGGCCCGAGAGGCCACGUGGAGCAGCUGAUCGCCAGCAGCAACAUCAUGCAACAGGUCCUACAGCUGCUCAAAGACUCACAGUCACCCAAUAUAGCCACUCGGCGAAUUGUGCAGGAUAAACUCAAGCAACUGAACCUGUUUCCUGACUUCAACAACUACUUGAUCUUUGUCCUGACCAGACUCAAGUCAGAAGAUGAGCCAAUUCUCUCUCUCAGUGGUCUCAUCCUCAAGAACAACGUGAAGGCACAUUACCAGAGCUUUCCACUGCCUGUGGCUGACUUCAUCAAACAAGAGUGUCUCAGCAACACUGGUGCCACCUCCUCACUCAUCAGAGUCACCAUAGGCAUUCCCAUCACCACCAGUGCUUCCAAGGAUGAGCUGCAGAUGUGGCCUGCGCUGCUGCCCCAGCUGUGCAACCUGCUCAACUUGGAGGAUUACAACACGUGUGAGGGAGCCUUUGGAGCCCUACAGAAGAUCUGUGAAGACUCAUCUGAGCUCCUGGAUAGUGAUGCCUUCAACAGACCCCUCAACAUCAUGAGCCCCAAGUUCCUGCAAUUCUUCAAGUGCUGCAGCCCCAACAUCCAGUCCCAUGCCAUCGCCUGCCUGAACCAGUUCAUCAUGGACCAGGCCCAAGCGCUGAUGGACAAUAGCCACACUUUCAUUGAGCACCUGUUUGCCCUAUCUGUGGACGAUGACCCUCAGGUGCAGGAGAACAUGUGCUGUGCCCUGGUGAUGCUGCUGGAAGUGCGAAUCAACAGGCCCAUCCCCCACAUGCACAGCAUUAUCCAGUACAUGCUGCUGAGGACCCAGGAUGAGAACAUGGUCCUUGAGACCUGUGAGUUUUGGCUGACGCUGGCCGAGCAGCCCAUCUGCAAGGACAUUCUGGCCUCCCACAUGGUCCAGUUGAUUCCCGUCCUGGUGAAGUCCUCGGAAAUAGACAUUAUCCUGCUCAAGGGGGAUGUGGAGGAUGAUGAGGCAGUCCCUGGCAGUGAGCAGGACAUUAAACCACGCUUUCACAAGUCACGCACGGUGACACUGCCCCAUGAGGCUGAGAGGCCCGACAGCUCUGAGGAUGCUGAGGAUGAUGAUGAUGAUGAUUGCUUUGUUGACUGGAAUCUGAGGAAGUGCUCAGUGGCUACACUGGACAUUUUGGCCAACGUCUUCCAGGAAGAACUACUGCCCCACCUCCUUCCCCUGCUCAAGGGCCUCCUCUUGCACUCGGGAUGGGUGGUCAAGGAGUCAGGCAUCCUGGUGCUGGGCGCCAUUGCUGAGGGCUGCAUGCAGGGUGUGGUGCCCUACCUUCCUGACAUGAUCCUGCAUCUCAUCCAGUGCCUGUCAGACAAGAAGGCCCUGGUUUGCUCCAUCGCCUGCUGGACACUGAGCCGCUAUGCUCACUGAGUGUUCAGCCAGCCGCCGGACAUGUGCCCCAAGCCUCUGAUGACAGAAUUGCUUAAACACAUUCUGGAUAGCAACAAGAGGGUGCAGGAGGCAGCCUUCAGUGCCUUUGCCACCUUGGAGGAAGAGGCCUGCAUGGAGCUGGUGCCUUACCUCAACUAUAUCCUGGACGCCCUUGUCUUUGCCUUUGUCAAGUACCAGCACAAGAACCUGCUCAUUCUCUAUGAUGCUGUCGGCACAUUGGCGGACUGUGUGGGCCACCACCUCAACCAGCCGGAAUAUAGCCAGAAGCUGAUACCUCCACUCAUCCAGAAGUGGAACAAACUCAAGGAUGAAGACAAGGACCUCUUCCCUCUGCUUGAGUGUCUGUCAUCUGUGGCCACUGCCCUGCAGAGCGGCUUCCUGCCCUACCGUGAGCCUGUCUACCAGUGCUGUGUCACCCUAGUGCAGAAGACACUGGCCCAGGCCAUGAUGUACACCCAGCACCCUAAGCAGUAUGAGGCCCCCGACAAGGACUUCAUGAUCAUGGCGCUAGAUCUGCUCAGUGGCUUGGCUGAGGGCCCGAGAGGCCACGUGGAGCAGCUGAUGGCCAGCAGCAACAUCAUGACAUUGCUCUUCAGUUCAUGCAGAACUCGAAGCCUGAGGUGCUCGAUGCAGAGCUCCUUUGCCCUCCUGGGAGACCUCACCAAAGCCUGCUUCAUCCAUGUCAGGCCCUGAAUUGCUGAAUUCAUGCCCAUCCUGGGCACCAACUUGAACCCCGGAUUCAUCUCUGUCUGCAACAAUGCCACCUGGGCCAUUGGCGAGAUCUGCAUGCAGAUGGGGGCAGAGAUGCAGCCCUAUGUGCAGAUGGUCCUCAGCAACCUGGUGGAGAUCAUUAACCGGCCCAACACACCCAAGACGCUGCUGGAAAAAGCCAUCACCAUCGGCCACCUGGGCUACGUGUGCCUACAGGAGGUGGCGCCCAUGCUGCAGCAGUUCAUCCGGCCUUGGUGCAUGUCCCUCAGGAGCAUCAGGGACAAUGAGGAGAAGGACUCAGCCUUCAGAGGCAUCUGCAUGAUGAUAGGCAUCAACCCCGGGGGCAUCGUGCAGGUUAUUUUCUUCUGCGAUGCUGUAGCCUCCUGGGUGAGCCCAAAGGAUGACCUUGGGGACGUGUUUUAUAAGGUUUUCCAUGGCUUCAAAGAUCAAGUUGGGGAGGAGAAUGGGCAGCAGUUCUUGGAGCAGUUCCCGCCGCUGGUCAAGGAGAGAUUGGCUGCCUUCUAUGGGGUCUAG